AUGAUACAUGUCUUAAUCAUUUCAGAAAAACUAAGAAGUCCAAGACACUUAAAAGAGAAGUAUUUGCAGGACAUUAAGCAAGCCAAAUCAAUACAAAACAGUAAUAGUCUGGAUACAUCACCUGCAAAAAUUAGUGUUGUUGAAGAUGCUUUGAAGUUGAUAGAUGCUGACUGUGUGUCUGAAGAAAAUUAUACUACUCAAAGUAGGGUAGAAGAAGUGUCCCCAGAAAUUGUUGACGGUGUUGAGGAAGUUGUGUCAGACGACGGAUCUAAGAAUCUCUCCGGUUAUUCAGAGCACAGUAGAAAUUCUUCAAACACAGCAAAAGACAAGGAGAAGGCAGAGAGAGGUGAACAUGGAAGUCUGGAUACAUCACCUGCAGAAAUUAACGUUGAAGAUGCUUUAAAGUUGAUAGAUGCUGACUGUGUAUCUGAAGAAAAUAAUGCUACUCAAAGGGUAGAAGAAGUGUCCCCAGAAAUUGUUGACAGUGUUGAGGAAGUUGUGUCAGACGACGGAUCUAAGAAUCUCUCCGGUUAUUCAGAGCACAGUAGAAAUUGUUCAAACACAGCAAAAGACAAGGAGAAGGCAGAGAGAGGUGAACAUGGAAGUCUGGAUACAUCACCUGCAGAAAUUAAUGUUGAAGAUGCUUUAAAGUUGAUAGAUGCUGACUGUGUAUCUGAAGAAAAUAAUGCUACUCAAAGUAGGGUAGAAGAAGUGUCCCCAGAAAUUGUUGACGGUGUUGAGGAAGUUGUGUCAGACGACGGAUCUAAGAAUCUCUCCAGUUAUUCAGAACACAGUAGAAAUUGUUCCAACAUAGCAAAAUACAAUUGGAAGGUAGCAAGAAGUGUAUAUAGAAAUAUUGGAAAAAUUACUGUGAUUAAGAAGGAUAACAAUUUAGGAGCAACUUUUUCUUUGGAGGAUGAUGAAGAAUGUGUCAUUGGAAGUGGAAGAGAAUGCGAUAUUGAAGUGUCCCUCAAAAAUGUUGACAAGAUUCAUGCAGUUGUUGCAGUUGGAAGAUCAAAGGCUUACUUAACAAAUUAUAGUAAAAGCUUUCCUGUUGUUGUCAAUGGAAAACCAAUUGAAAUUGGCCAAGAAUUGAAUGAUGGAGAUAUGCUGAUGAUUGGUGGCAGAAAAUUUCUGUUUAAUUAUGAAAAAAGACUUGAGAAUUAUUCAGAAGAUUCAGAGGGUUCAGAAAAUUCAGAGGGUUCAGAAAAUUCAGAGGAAUCAAUGGAGUGGUCAGACCCUGAAGAUCCUGAUUAUGAGAUGGACAGUGAUGCAGGCAGUAUGACAUCUGAAGAGUGUAGUGAGAAAAGACAGGAGGAAGAAUAUGAAUGUGUUUCAGAUUCAGAAUCUGAUAUUAUCCCUUAUACAGCAUCUUUUCAAAUCAUAAACCAGGAUGAAAAAGUUAGUUCAACAUCUGACUCAAAUUCAGCAACUAAACAACAAAAGCGAAAAGUUAAGGACUCAAAAACUGAAAUUAUUUCAAGCAGCGUUGAUGAAGAAGUAGAUGUUCAGCACUCAAGUAACAAAAUGGGGAUCCGUGUCUGGGACAAAGUACACUAUUGUUUUUACUGCCAGAAAGAUUAUACUAACAUUACAAAACAUUAUUUAGGAGUGCAUGCAAAAGAAAAAGAAGUACAACAUAUCGAGUCGUAUCCAUUGAAAUCAAAGGACCGAAAACAUGCUCUUCUGAAACUAAGAAACUCUGGAGAUUAUCAACACAAUUGCAGUGUUUUAAAAUCAGGACAUGGAACUCUUAUAACGUAUACGAGAAACUGGAACGAUGCAUCUGCUGAGAAGUUCUUGCCUUGUCAGUAUUGCUUGGGUUUUUUUCUGAAAUCUUGUCUGUGGAGGCACAUUAAAAAUUGUCCUUUUGCCCCUGAUGAAAGAAAACCGAAAUAUAGAAAGAUUUCAUCCCAAGCCUCACUUCUUCUUCCAACGAAAACAGAGGUUAGUAAUGGGCUGCGAGAAAAUGUUUUGAAAAGAAUGUCUGCAGACGAAAUUAGCAUCGCAGCUAGAAAUGAUACAAUAAUUGUGAAAUUUGGAGAAAAAUUAUAUCAAAAGCAUGGACACUUGACUCACUUAUACACACAUGUUAGCCAAAAAAUGAGAGAAUUAGGAAGGCUUAUCAUUUCACUGAGAGAACUUGAUGAAGACAUUCAUUCACUUGAAGAUGCUAUUCUACCUCAGAAAUUCCCAGCUGUAGUGAAAUGCACAAGAACAUUGUGUGGAUUCAAUGACAAUACAAAUUCAUAUGCAAACCCAUCAUUGGCUCUUAAGUUGGGUCAUUCUUUGAAGAAAUGUGCCAAAAUAAAAACAUCUAUGGCUCUGAUUGAAGGAAGUGAAGAUAUGAGAAAAAAUGCAGAUGCAUUUUAUACUCUUUGUGAAAAUGAAUGGAGUGAUUCCAUUUCAAGCAGUGCUUUACAAACUUUAACGGCAAACAAAAUGAACAAAGGUCAAGGACUUCCUUUAACAGAAGACAUCAAAAAACUUCAAAGCAUGUUAAAGGAAAAAAACGAAAAACUAGUUGUUUUGUUACAGAAAUCUGUAAAAAAAUCCAUCUGGGAUGAAUUGAAUCAAACGACAUUAGCAAGAAUUGUAAUGUUUAAUAGAAGGAGAGGAGGUGAAGCAGAAAGAAUAACUGUUCAAGCUUUUUGUGAAAAGAGAUCUAAAAAUGACUCGCUUAAAGAAAUUGAAGAUUCUCUAAAACCAGUGGAAAAACUUUUAUGUAAAACUUUCUCCCGUGUUGAAAUACGAGGGAAACGAGGCCGCACUGUUCCUAUCCUGCUAACUCCAGCACUUGAAAAAAGCAUUAAUUUGCUUAUUGAAACAAGAAAACUGGCUGGCGUGAAUCCCCAAAAUCCGUAUGUCUUUGCAAGAUCAAGCUUUGAUUCUCUGAAUCCUAUUCGAAGUUCGGAUUGCCUUAGAAAAUUUGCAGUAGAAUGCGGCGUUACAAAAGCUACAAAUAUAACAAGUACUAAACUAAGAAAGCAUGUAGCGACAGUUUCCCAAAUCCUCAAUUUGGAAAAAAAUGAUCUGGAAAUCAUGGCAGGCUUUCUUGGGCAUGACAUAAGGAUUCACAAUUCCUUUUACCGACUUCCAAAUGACACACUGCAGAUAGCAAGAAUGGGAACAAUUUUAACAGCAUUUGACAAUGGUGACAUUUCAAAGUAUAGUGGGAAGUCUCUGGAUGAAAUUGCCUGUGAAGAAAUAAACUUGGGUGAGGAUGAGGAAGUUGAAGAUGAUGAGGUUGAAAAUGAUGAUGAAAAUCCAGAUGAAUAUGAAGCAGUCAGACAAAAUGAAAUGGAACAAAAAGCUAAACACCCAAGAGGAAAAGAUUUGUGCCGACUAAAGGAGGAAGAAGUUAACAUUAUAAGAAAGAUUUUUAAAAUGAAUAUUUUAGAACGCAAAGAGCUACGGAAAAGAGAAUGUGAGAAAGCAAUGGAUGAAUAUAAAGAGUUGAGAAGAUUAAGCUGGAAAAAAAUUAAAAAUACUGUGCACAAUUUCAUUACACUGGAGAAAAGAAAAAUUAAGAAAAUGCAAGCAAGGAGUGGAAAAUCUUGCAUUCAGAUGCAGAAUUAACUGAUUGAGAUUUCCCUGUUGUGUGGAUAGUACUCAUUUGUUUUGGGUUUUUUUUUAAAUGUAAAAUGGAAAUACUUGAAUUGGGAACAAAUGAUGGGAACAAACUUUCAGAUAUCAAAAAGAUAACAAAUUGAAUAUAAAUUCAUUAUUUAAACAAUUUGAAAAGGAAAAUAAUUCAACCCAGGCAUUAUUUUUUUUGUAAUAUCUGUAAUGACUCUUAUUUUCCUGUCUUUUACAUGUAUUAAAAACUUUUUGAAAGAAUGUCAACAUUUUAGUCAGUAAAUACUGUACCAAUUGUCCUAAAUAAUUAUAAUUAUUAAUGACUCAUAUUUGUAUUGAUUUUUUUGAAAUUUUAAAAUUACCGGUACAUUUUUGUCUGCAAAUUCUUUUACAUAUUAGCAAAAUAUUGCAUUUCAUUUGCAUUUCUGUAGCAUAUUUUGCAAAAUAGUGCAUUUCAUUCACUGCAGAAUUUUGAAUAAAUAUAAAGGGGUCAAAUUAAAAGUUCACUGACUUUACAAUAAUAAUACUUAAAUUUACUUUCUGUUUUCAUUUACCAGGAUUCUCUUUAAACAAUUUAAUAGCUAGAUUGCUAGUUUUUGAUUUAGAUUGCACCAAACAAAAAGUCUUGGGGAUAAAUUAACUGUACCGUUAAGGAGGUAAAACUCUACAGUAGUUCUAAAAAGCAAUUUGAGCAUAAUAUUGUGUUGAGAAAGUGUAUUUUAUGAGAUGGAAAAUUGAAAAUACAUGGUUCUUUGUUGUUUCAUUUUGUAAAACAGAGGUUUGUAAUUUUUGUGUAUUCAACAGUUAUCUGUACUUCAAAAUACAGUCAGUUUAAUUUUAGGUGUCAGAAUGACGUUUCACAAUGUGUGACUUGUUUUUAGUUAGAUAAUCUGUAGACUGGUCUGAUGCAUAUGUUUGCUUGAUAAAGGGACCAUCUUAUUUGUUUAUGCUUACAGUUGCAUGUGUACCAGUAAAUUGGGCAUAGAUCUUUCUUUCUUUUUAGCUCACCGAGACAAAGUUGGAAAGUUGGGGGGAGCUUAUGCUAUACCGGCGAUCGGACCUGGUUAAAGUUUUUGUUGCAGGUCCUGUAUCUAAGAUAUUACUUGUUCUAUCUUCACCAAACUUGCAUGGAUUAUGCAUCUGGACCUACUUAUGGACUUGAAAGACUUGGAUGCUGAAUCUGGGUCCCAAAUUUCAGAUGCUGGAAGUGGUUAAGGUUUUUAGAGCAGGUUAAAGUUUUUGUUUCAGGUGCUCUUUGAUAGCAAUAUCUAAGUUACUGCUGGUUCUGACUUCACCAAACUUGUGUCUUAUGAUACUGAUGCACCUGACAGGUUUGAAUGCCUAACCUGAGCCAUAGGUUUCAGAUGCUGGAGGAGGUUAAGGUUUGAAGAGCUGGUUUAGGUUUUUAAAACAGGUGCCCUCUCAUGAUGAUAUCUUAGUUAUUACUUGUCCUAACCACCAAACUUGCAUGAUACUUAUGCACCUGACAGGCUUGAAUCUGAAUCUGAGCUAUAGGUUUCAGAUGCUGGAUAAGGUUAGGUUUUUGGAACAGGUCUUAUGAUUGAUGAUACAAAAUCUUGUAUUUUAUAUUAUUGUAUUGAUAAACAUUGUAUCUUAUAAUACCGUAUGAAAUGAACAUAUGAUCAUAUCAUACAAUAUUUUUAACAGAUGAUAUACGAUAUUGUGUCAAAACAGUUUCCAUGAAUAUCCAAGAUCAUAAAGUAUGAUUUUCAUAUAACAUGAUAAAGGUGGUCUCAUGAAGGUGAUGCUUCGUCUCGGAGAGCUUUGUAAUUUGUGAUUACCUAUGUUUUUUAAAUGAAUUUAAAUAUCUCGAACAUUAUUUUCUAGAAUCUCUUUUUGAACUGGUCAUUGUUUAUUUCUUUUUCUCAGUAGAGAAAGUAUAUACUAGUAUAUUUAGUUGCAUUUUGGUUCUUAAGAGUGAUAAGGAAAACUGCUGUACUUUGUUUUUUGAGUUGACAUAUUCACGUAAUAAAUUAAUAAUAAAUGAAAACAAAGUUUUCUUUAAUUACA
Messenger RNA from Magallana angulata, 5610 nucleotides. RefSeq lists its product as uncharacterized. The record is from RefSeq and is a predicted model, not a curated record. NCBI's taxonomy places the organism in Eukaryota, Metazoa, Mollusca, Bivalvia, Ostreida, Ostreidae. Gene Ontology annotation, molecular function: protein binding. The transcript is spliced from 17 exons. Bases 1 to 3579 code for a protein of 1192 amino acids.